AUGGUUAUUGGUUGGCUAAUUGCCUCCUUGGACAGAAUGACUGCUAAGAGCAUCAUGUAUUACACAACGGCUAAAGACAUUUGGUGCAAUCUUGAAGAACGAUUUGGAAAGACUAGUUCUUCCCAAUUAUAUUCUAUUAAAGAGGAAUUAUUCAAUGCCACACAAAAAUCCGCAAAAAGAGUUAAUAAAGAAAAAGAAGACCAUUGCCUGUUACAUUUCUUGAUGAAAGCAAAUGAGCAGUAUGCUCAAAUUCGAUCCACAAUUCUUAUGAUGACAGAAUUACCAAAUCCUACCCUUGCAUAUCGUAUGUUACUCCAAGAACAAACCCACAAAGAACUUAGUCAUCCUAACCUUGUUCUCACUAAUAGUGUUGCUUUCUUUUCUGAUAAAAAAGGAUUUAUCAAGAAUGGGUAUCCUAAUGGCCAUCAUAGGCCUUCUGCCUCUGGACAAAAUCUUACAUCGAGGAGAUAUAGUACUUUGUUUUGUGAUUACUGCAAAACUAAUGGCCACACCAAGGACAAAUGCUUUAAGCUACAUGGUUACCUAUAA
Amaranthus tricolor (Joseph's coat) is the source of this 549-nucleotide messenger RNA. RefSeq lists its product as uncharacterized. The record is from RefSeq and is a predicted model, not a curated record. Lineage: Eukaryota; Viridiplantae; Streptophyta; Magnoliopsida; Caryophyllales; Amaranthaceae. The transcript has 2 exons. Bases 1 to 549 code for a protein of 182 amino acids.